Penicillium odoratum is the source of this 1413-nucleotide messenger RNA. RefSeq names its product caspase family protein. Gene Ontology annotation, biological process: proteolysis. Gene Ontology annotation, molecular function: cysteine-type endopeptidase activity. NCBI's taxonomy places the organism in Eukaryota, Fungi, Ascomycota, Eurotiomycetes, Eurotiales, Aspergillaceae. The coding region runs from base 1 to 1413 and encodes 470 amino acids. The record is from RefSeq and is a predicted model, not a curated record. The transcript is spliced from 3 exons.
AUGUACUACCUUCCACCAGGACCACCUCCACCUCAAGGCCCUCCGCCAUGGGGUUAUCAGCAACCUCCCCCGGGACAGUGGACCCCGCAUGGAGGUCAGCCCUAUGGCCAUCAUGGACCGCCCCAACCAUAUGGGCAGUAUCCUCCCGGUCCUCCACCUCAACCUCCAAGGCCAUAUAGCCAUUCGCCGCAACCUCCGCCACGACCUUAUAGUCAUUCACCGCAGCUUUCGGGGUCAUACGGACACACGCCAUCUCCCCCGCCAAGUUCACAGCCGUAUGGCUAUCAACAUUCACCUCAGGCCUAUCCAACGUCCUAUCCAGCGUAUCCGUCGCAUCAGCACAGUCUUAGUGCUUCCCGCAAUCGUAAGUUUAUAGCCAUUCAUCCUGAGGCCGAUCGACUGACGCAUGUAGAACUUGGCCGGCCCGCUUCGCCGAAUGUGCCACCCACGCCUCCCCAGAACCUUCAACACUUUGGGUCAGGUGCACCAUCCAAUUACCAGUUCCAGUACUCGGCAUGUACGGGACGUCGCAAGGCUCUUCUGAUCGGUAUUAAUUACACCGGUCAGCCAAAUUCUUUGCACGGCUGUAUCAACGAUGUGACGAACAUGUCCACCUUCUUGCAUGAGCGAUUUGGGUAUCGACGGGAGGACAUGGUCAUUCUCACUGAUGACCAGAAGAACCCAAUGAGCAUCCCGACAAAGCAGAACAUCAUUCGUGCGAUGCAGUGGCUCGUCAAGGACGCCCAGCCUCACGAUUCACUGUUCAUUCACUUCUCCGGGCACGGAGGCCGAACCCCGGAUCUGGACGGCGACGAAGACGACGGAUUUGACGAUGUCAUUUACCCAGUCGACUACCGCACCGUUGGCCAUAUUGUAGACGACGACAUGCACGACAUUCUGGUCCGACCGCUCCGACCUGGUGUGCGAUUGACGGCAAUUUUCGACUCGUGCCACUCGGGCACUGCGUUGGAUCUACCAUAUAUCUAUUCCACGCAGGGUGUUCUCAAGGAGCCCAAUCUGGCCAAGGAAGCGGCUCAGGAUCUCUUUAGUGCCAUUAGUUCCUACGGACAGGGUGAUCUGUCGAGCAUGGCCAACACGGCCAUUGGAUUUUUUAAGAAGGCUGCCAACGGUGGCCAGGCGCGCCAGCGCACCUUGCAGACCAAGACAUCGCCGGCCGAUGUGGUCAUGUUCUCCGGAUCUAAAGAUACACAGACCUCGGCCGAUACUUUCCAGGACGGGCAGGCGCGUGGAGCCCUCAGUUGGGCGUUCAUCAAAUCACUAAAGCAGUGGCCCCAGCAAUCUUAUCUGCAGCUGCUGAACACGAUUCGCGCGGAGCUCGACGGGAAGUAUACUCAAAAGCCGCAGCUGAGCUGCAGCCAUCCACUUGAUGUCAACUUGCGCUUUGUCAUGUAG